Molecule: messenger RNA, 2214 nt
Organism: Fusarium pseudograminearum CS3096
Lineage: Eukaryota; Fungi; Ascomycota; Sordariomycetes; Hypocreales; Nectriaceae
Exons: 3
Coding region: 1-2214 (737 amino acids)
Biological process (GO): mismatch repair
Cellular component (GO): MutLalpha complex
Molecular function (GO): mismatched DNA binding; ATP binding; ATP-dependent DNA damage sensor activity
Source: RefSeq, a predicted model, not a curated record
AUGGCAACAGACGCAGAUGUGGAUAUGGGAGGUGUCCCAAGCGCCGACGAUAUUCAUAAUGUCGUACCAAGUGGUACGAAAAGAAAAGCCGAGAGUCUGACAGAAGGAGCUGGUGCACCUCGCAGAAUCAAGGCGCUCGAUCCGAAUGUUGUCAACAAAAUCGCUGCCGGUGAAAUCAUAGUCGCUCCCGUCCAUGCCCUCAAGGAGCUUAUUGAGAAUGCUGUCGAUGCCGGUGCUACCUCUCUGGACGUCCUUGCUAAGGAGGGCGGGCUGAAGCUGUUGCAGAUAACAGACAAUGGGUGUGGCAUUCAAAAAGAUGACUUGGCCAUCCUUUGUGAGCGUCAUACAACCUCCAAAAUCACCACCUUCGAGGAUUUGUCUGCCAUUGAGACAUAUGGCUUUCGCGGCGAGGCUCUCGCCAGCAUCAGCCACAUCGCCCAUCUCUCUGUUACCACCAAGACAAAAGACUCGGAUCUUGCAUGGAGGGCGCACUACUACGAAGGCAAGCUUGCACCAGCAAAGCCUGGUCAAUCAGCAGAGCCCAAAGGUGUUGCAGGCCGCCCGGGAACGCAAAUCACAGUAGAAGAUCUUUUUUUCAACAUCGCGACACGGAGGAGAGCCUUCCGUUCGCCAUCUGAUGAAUUCAACAAGAUCAUAGACAUGGUUGGCCGGUACGCUGUGCACUGCAAAGGUGUUGGCUUCACCUGCAAGAAGGCAGGCGAAGCCUCGACAAAUCUGUCAAUCCAGGCCCAUGCUACCAUCAUCGAUCGCAUUCGUCAAAUACACGGCAGUGCCGUGGCAAACGAACUUUUGGAAUUUUCAGUUUCUGAGGCUCGUUGGGGUUUCAGAGCUGAGGGCUAUACGACCAAUGCAAACUAUUCUGUCAAGAAGACAACAAUUUUGCUCUUCAUCAACCAUCGUUGUGUCGAGUCAACUCACAUCAAGAAAGCAAUAGAGCAAACCUACGCGAAUUUCUUACCCAAGAACGGCCACCCUUUCAUAUACCUGAGUCUUGAGAUUGACCCAGCUCGAGUAGAUGUCAACGUUCACCCGACAAAGAGGGAAGUCCAUUUCCUUAAUGAGGACGAGAUCAUUCAAUCAAUAUGUGCAGCAAUCGAGUCUAAGCUCGCCGCAGUUGACAUGAGCCGCACAUUCAUGACACAAACACUUCUCCCCGGCGCGAAAGCGACUGAAUCCACCUCUCAAGCAGAGAGUGAUGGUACACCUAACCGAAGAACCCCAGCGACAAAGAAGCGAAGAUACUCCAAUGACUUGGUAAGGACAGAUACUGCUGAGCGGAAAAUUACAUCCAUGUUUGCUCGAGCUGGCCCAAGUGAAUCAACAGGCUCUAUGGAUCGUGCAGGUGAUGCAAUUCCCAUCCAUGAGCCUCUCGAGUAUGAGACAGUAGAUCGCGAGCUCGUGCAAUGUCGCCUGAACAGCGUCAAGUAUCUGAGGGAAGAGGUACGGGAAGAUAUGCACCUCGAACUUACCGAAAUUUUCGCCAACCAUACCUUUGUUGGCGUUGUGGAUGAGCAACGUCGGCUAGCAGCGAUCCAGGGGGGUGUCAAGCUGUAUCUAAUUGACUAUGGCCGAACUUGCUACGAGUAUUUUUACCAAUUGGGACUCACAGAUUUUGGCAAUUUUGGAACCAUCAAAUUCGCUCCUGCAUUGGACCUCCGUGAACUACUCCGGACGGCAGCUGCGGUUGAAAAGAGCCUAAUCACCUCGCCCGAUGAGGAUUUUGACACCGAGGCAUUGGCAGAUCGCGUAACAGACCAGCUCAUUGAGCGCCGCGAGAUGCUUCUCGAAUAUUUUUCUCUUGAGAUAUCACCUACUGGUGAACUUAUCUCUUUGCCACUACUUAUCAAAGGAUAUACACCACCUCUUGUCAAGCUUCCUCGCUUCCUCCUCCGCCUCGGUCCUGGUGUUGACUGGACGGACGAGCAAGCUUGCUUUGAUUCAUUCCUGCGAGAAAUGGCUACGUUUUACGUUCCAGAGAAAUUACCAACCUUGCCCGGUGACGCGGAAAGCCUUCGAGAAGAAGUCAUCUCAGCCGAGAUGCGUGCCCGCCGCCAGCACGUAAGACAUGCUGUUGAGCAUGUAUUCUUUCCGGCGUUCAAGGCGAGAUUGGUAGCGACCAAGUCACUGAUGGAAGAUGCAGUGCUCGAAGUCGCAAACUUGAAGGGCCUCUAUCGGGUUUUUGAACGGUGUUAG